AACACGACCAUCUCUAUUAAAAUAAUGCGCACAUGUUUUUGUUUUUAUUUUGCGUAGACGGUUUAUUGAAAUAGCUCAAUUUUAAACAAAUCAAUUAUCAAUUGAACAACUUGAUGCUAUUUGCGAAAUGAAGGUGAAAAUGAUAAGUCGCAACCCGGACAACUAUGUCCGGGAAACCAAGCUGCAGCAGCACAAACUGCCACGGAACUACGAUCCGGCGCUGCAUCCGCUGGAGGGUCCCAGGGAAUAUGUGCGUGCCCUGAACGCCACCAAACUGGAUCGUGUGUUCGCCAAGCCAUUUGUGUGCAAUUUGAGUGGGCAUCGCGAUGGCGUCUCCUGCUUUGGCAAGCAUCCCAAAUUGUUGUCGACGCUGGCCACUGGCGCCUACGAUGGCGAGGUGCGCAUCUGGGAUUUGGCUAAUCGCACGAGCAUACGCAAUUUUGUGGCUCACGAUGGCUUCGUGCGUGGCAUUGCAUACGCUGGGAAUGGCGAUCGUUUGUUGACCGUCGGCGAUGAUAAAACGAUCAAAAUGUGGAGUUCUCAGGCGCCUGAGCCGGGCGAGGAAGAGGAGCCAAUUAACACGAUAUUGAGUCGUCACAUCUUGCACGGCAUUUCGCACAAUCGCAGGGAGAAUAGCUUUGCCACGUGUGGCGAAGUUUGUGCCAUUUGGGAUGAUCAGCAUAAUGAUCCCAUCAAGACGCUCAAAUGGGGCGUGGACACGCUGCACACGAUCUCCUACAAUCCCGUGGAGACAACUGUACUCGCCUGCUGUGCCAGUGAUCGCAGCAUUAUUCUGUAUGAUCAGCGAGAGGCGCAACCGUUGCGCAAAGUUGUGCUGACCAUGAAGAGCAACAAGCUCGCCUGGAAUCCCAUGGAGGCGUUCAACUUUACCGUUGCCAACGAGGAUUGCAAUCUCUACACAUUUGACACACGCCAGCUGCAAACGCCUCUAAAGAUUCACUUUGAUCACGUUUCGGCAGUGACAGAUGUGGAUUAUGCUCCCACAGGGCAGGAGUUUGUCUCCUCCAGCUACGAUAAGACGGUGCGCAUCUAUCAUGCCCAUCAGAGUCACUCCCGCGACAUAUAUCACACGAAGCGCAUGCAGCAUGUUGUCUGCGUUGCCUGGUCGCUGGACAAUCGGUAUAUCUUCUCGGGCUCGGAUGAGAUGAAUGUGCGCAUGUGGAAGGCGAAUGCCUCGGAGAAGUUGGGCAUUAUACGACCUCGUGAACGUGCCAAUUUCAACUAUCAGGAGGCGCUCAAGGAGAAGUAUGCAGCGCAUCCGCAAAUCAAGAGGAUUGCGCGUCAUCGCCAAGUGCCGCGACAUGUGCUCAAUGCGCAGCGCAAGAUGCGUGCUGUCAAGGACAAGGAGCUGCUGAAGGAGGCCAAUGUGCGCCGGCACUCGAAGAAGGGCAAGGUGCCCUAUGUCAGUGAGAAGCAGAAACAUGUCCUGCGACAGGAUGUCUAGAAAUAAGUGUCUUUCUACUAGUGUCUUAAUCAAAUGCAAAAUAUAAAAUUCAAAUUUAA
This is a messenger RNA of Drosophila grimshawi, 1524 nucleotides long. Its product is annotated as DDB1- and CUL4-associated factor 13. Gene Ontology annotation, cellular component: small-subunit processome; nucleolus. The transcript is spliced from 3 exons. Gene Ontology annotation, biological process: maturation of SSU-rRNA from tricistronic rRNA transcript (SSU-rRNA, 5.8S rRNA, LSU-rRNA). The coding region runs from base 128 to 1465 and encodes 445 amino acids. Gene Ontology annotation, molecular function: protein binding. The record is from RefSeq and is a predicted model, not a curated record. NCBI's taxonomy places the organism in Eukaryota, Metazoa, Arthropoda, Insecta, Diptera, Drosophilidae.